AUGGAUCGUAUGGUGGUAGCGUUCAUCGGGAUUGGACUUCGAAUCUUCGCCUUCAUAUGUCUCUUCAUCGCCUUGGUCGUAAUUGCCACCGACAAACUGGUCCUCAUUGAUGGCUCUGAAUCAACCUUCAAUGACAUUCAAGGAUACAGGUACGUUUUGUCCGUGGCAAUCAUAGGGUUGGUCCAUACAAUACUACAACUGGGUUUCUCUAUAUACUAUGCGGUUACCAAAAACAUACCAUUUUGGAACGGACUCCCUCAAUUCAAUUACUACACUGACCAGGUGAUAAGUUGGGUGUUGGUAUCGGCGGCGGGGGCGGGCCUUGCGGUGUCGGCGGAUCGUAAAAUGUUACUGAAUCAAGUUGUCGAGAACGGCAUCGGCGAUUGCGGAGUGUUGUUUGCAGCAUUGGAUCAGCAGAAGUGGUUGGUUGACGAUUUCUUCGAUAGGGCCAAUAUCGCCUCUGCCAUUCUCUUCCUUGCUUUCCUCUCCAUCGCCACUAUCCUCCUCCUCUCACCAUUCAAUCGGCUCAAACCUAUUCCCACCACCCAAGAUCUUGAGGCCCAUUCUCCCCAGGCCCAAAAGUGCAAGGCCCAAUCUCCACAGGCCCACACAGUCGAGGCCCAAUCCCCACAGGCCCAUACAGUCGAGGCCCAAUCUCCACGGGCUCAACAGGUUGAUGCCCAAUCUCCACAGGCCCAAAAGGUCGAGGCCCAACCUACGGAGACCUCUUCCACUUGA
Cucurbita pepo subsp. pepo (vegetable marrow) is the source of this 738-nucleotide messenger RNA. RefSeq names its product CASP-like protein 4D1. The record is from RefSeq and is a predicted model, not a curated record. Lineage: Eukaryota; Viridiplantae; Streptophyta; Magnoliopsida; Cucurbitales; Cucurbitaceae.